AUGAGUGCCCCAGUCCCCAGCGAGCCCACCGCAGCUCAGAAACGCGACGCCCUUUCUGCCGCCACCGAAAACCCCCAAGGCUCUUCCGAUGACACCGACACUUUCUCCCUCGACAUCCCCGCUCUCGACUUCAUACGCACAGUCUGGGGCUUUGAUUCCGCAAAACUCCAUCUCGACAAGUGGACCUUCAAACUGCUCCCAGAAUUACUCCUCCGCUACAAGAUCCUGCACAAGAACCCGGAAGCACGACAGGCUUUCUUCGCGGGGCUUUGUGCGCAGGCUAUGAUGGAUUAUAUUUCUGCGAUGAAGAAACUCUGGCUGGAGGACGAGAUACAGCGUGUUUCGUCCGGGUACGUCUUGGAUGAAAGUGGUUCGAAGGCACCGUACAUUCUCGACGAGCGCAGGAAGCCGUUCACCACCGAGCUCAGCAGACUCAUCUUCCCCCGACUACAGGAAGUCAUCGCGGCGGCGAACUUGCCAUCGACCAGGAAGGCCACAGCGAAACAGGCGGACAUGCCUGUGCUCUGGAACAGUGUGCUCGCGUACUUCGUGUACGAGGACAUUGACCCGUUGUCGGGGUCGAGCACACUUCCGACUUCACCUGUGAUGUUUGCGCGUAUAACUACCUCGGAGCCGAUCCCGAUCCCGCGCCGAGGGCCACCACCACCGCCUGAAGCACCAUCUUCGAACAAGAAACAUCGAGCGGCUGCUGACGAAGACUCGGACGAGGAUGACCUUGGCAUUCCACCACGUCAGAAGGAUGAGCGCUCUGGCGAAGACGCCGAAGAGGAGGAGGAAGAGGAGGAUGUCGACUACGAUCGUCUCACGUCUUCGGAGUAUCGCGCUAGACAGCAUAAACGCUACACCCCAGAAAUGCUCGCGGAGCACUACGCCUCCCAGGCCUUCGAGAGCGAAGCCCGCCUUUGGACGAGCGGGGUCAUGAUCAAUGAGUUCACCAUAUCGUUGUGGUACCACGACCGGAUGGGCACUCUGCGCGCUCAGCCUUUCGAUUUCGUCAAGGAGCCGGAGUGCCUGCUCGGUCUCGUCGUGGGCCUCGCGAGUGCGAAAUACGAGAACUUCGGGUUCGAUCCUAUGUUUGUCAGACUCGGCAAACCUGCAGAGGCUGAGGGCAAGGCAAAGGGCAAGGGCAAGGGUAAGGAGAAAGCGACACAGGACGACGAGAUGGAUGUUGACUCGGGCUCGGAAGAGAAACCAGAGUUUACAGAGGCGGACGCUGAGGUGGCCACGGAUCUCGUCCAGUUUUUGUUGAAGAUGAAGAAGUUCAAUGUUGAUCCUACAGGUGGACAUCUGAACAUGGGUCCAAACUCGGUCUGCCUUGGCCGUGUGUUGGAAGAGGACUCGGAUGGGGAGGAUGAUGGAGAUGAGUACGAGUCUCUUUUGUCCUUUCUGGCGAAAGAGGUUGGGCAGGAAGAUAUGGUGGAUAAAAUAGCGUCUCUGGUCAAGGGUUGA
This is a messenger RNA of Stereum hirsutum FP-91666 SS1, 1470 nucleotides long. RefSeq lists its product as uncharacterized. The transcript has 2 exons. The coding region runs from base 1 to 1470 and encodes 489 amino acids. NCBI's taxonomy places the organism in Eukaryota, Fungi, Basidiomycota, Agaricomycetes, Russulales, Stereaceae. The record is from RefSeq and is a predicted model, not a curated record.